Cricetulus griseus (Chinese hamster) is the source of this 1063-nucleotide messenger RNA. The record is from RefSeq and is a predicted model, not a curated record. Lineage: Eukaryota; Metazoa; Chordata; Mammalia; Rodentia; Cricetidae.
UGUCCCAGCAAGGCCACCAUACCUGGGAAGACUGUCAUCGUGACUGGAGCCAACACAGGUAUCGGGAAACAGACUGCUUUAGAACUGGCUAAAAGAGGAGGAAACAUCAUCCUGGCCUGUCGUGACAUGGAGAAGUGUGAGGCGGCCGCGAAGGACAUCCGCGGAGAGACCUUGAAUCCCCGUGUACGCGCUCAGCACCUAGACUUGGCUUCCCUCAAGUCCAUCCGAUGGAUAUUCUGGUCAACAAUGCAGCCGUGAUGAGGUGCCCACACUGGACCACUGAGGAUGGCUUUGAGAUGCAGUUUGGUGUCAACCACCUGGGCCACUUUCUGUUGACAAACUUGCUGUUGGACAAGCUGAAGCACUCCGCCCCUUCGCGCAUCAUCAACCUGUCAUCCCUGGCUCAUGUUGCUGGGCACAUAGACUUUGAUGACUUGAACUGGGAGACGAAGAAGUAUGACACCAAGGCGGCCUACUGCCAGAGCAAGUUGGCUGUUGUCCUCUUCACCAAGGAGCUGAGCCGCCGGCUGCAAGGCUCAGGUGUGACGGUCAAUGCUCUGCACCCCGGUGUGGCCAGGACGGAGCUGGGAAGACAUACAGGCAUGCACAGCUCUACCUUCUCCAGCUUCACGCUUGGGCCCUUCUUCUGGCUGCUGUUCAAGAGUCCCCAGUUGGCGGCCCAGCCCAGCACAUACCUGGCGGUGGCAGAGGAACUAGAGAGUGUUUCUGGAAAGUACUUUGAUGGACUCAGAGAGAAGGCUCCAUCUCCUGAGGCUGAAGAUGAGGAAGUAGCCCGGAGGCUUUGGGCUGAAAGUGCCCACUUGGUGGGCUUGGACAUGGCUCAUGAGUCCCCUGGAAGAGGACAUUCCCUCCCCAGAUAACCUUCAAAGAUCCAGAUGGAGCUGAAUUACUAAGGCUGCUGGCUGCCAUGCCCUCUUCAUCCUUUGGUGGUGGUGUUGACACUGUUAAUGAUCAUGGCUGCUGACUGCCAUGCCCUAAUCAUCCUCUAGGGGCAGUGUUAGCAUUGUUGGCAUUGUAGAUUCUCAAGACCAUGGCUGCUGGC